AUGUCCAGAAUUGCUCCAUACACAAUGACCACGGGACUUGAAGGAUACAUGGACCACUCCUCCAGUAUAAACUUUCAGCAUGGUUCUGUAUUGAUGGACCCGGUCCAGCGCCUCCAGCCGUCCAUGGCCGAUGCCCCUCCAUUUCACGAUACCAGCAUCCUUCGGCCAAUUAUGGCGGGAGGGCAGACCAUCAAGCCAGAGAUCCAGGCGAAGAUCCACAAGGGAUUUUUCCAAAUCAACGAGAACUGGACCUGUUACCGGCGCAAUUACAUCUCCAUCUCAUGUAGCUUUUCCCUGCAACCGUGGACACACGGGCCCAUGUUCCUCACGUUUCCAGACAGCACAACACAGAGGAUCAUUGCGUUUUCAAUGUCAAUAUCAGCGAUUGUGAAUGGGCAGUACAGCGAGAUCAGAGAGUUAGUCCAGCACAUGCCAAAACGUGACAAGCAGUCCGAGCGAAAGCCCGCCAAGGUGGUGCUACAGCCCAGUCAACCGCCGCCGUUAAUACCCGUCCCAGGCUCAAGCCCAAACAACAGUGACCACGGAUUCUUCCUGGGCUCGUCAGCUGCGCGGAUGGGGUUGGAGUACAGUGGCUCCUACACUGGCGCUACACAACCGUCUCAGCCUCCAACUCAGCAUACAUUUGAGCGGAUCCAGUUCCAGAAGGCCACGGCAAACAAAGGGAAACGCCGGGGCCAACAACCGUAUUACAGUCUAGUUGUGGAGCUGUACGCGGCUGUUGAGAACCCCGUCAGUGGAGCCGACACCCUAUGGGUCAAAAUCGCCCGGCGACUGUCGGAUCCAGUGGUUGUUCGGGGUCGAUGA
Messenger RNA from Aspergillus affinis, 825 nucleotides. RefSeq names its product PhoG like DNA-binding family protein. Gene Ontology annotation, cellular component: nuclear chromosome. Gene Ontology annotation, molecular function: DNA binding; DNA-binding transcription factor activity. Bases 1 to 825 code for a protein of 274 amino acids. The transcript has a single exon. Gene Ontology annotation, biological process: positive regulation of transcription by RNA polymerase II; meiotic cell cycle. The record is from RefSeq and is a predicted model, not a curated record. Lineage: Eukaryota; Fungi; Ascomycota; Eurotiomycetes; Eurotiales; Aspergillaceae.